This is a messenger RNA of Synchiropus splendidus (mandarinfish), 3199 nucleotides long. It is a transcript of the gene limk2, whose product is annotated as LIM domain kinase 2. Bases 507 to 2411 code for a protein of 634 amino acids. The record is from RefSeq and is a predicted model, not a curated record. Gene Ontology annotation, molecular function: protein serine/threonine kinase activity; protein binding; ATP binding. NCBI's taxonomy places the organism in Eukaryota, Metazoa, Chordata, Actinopteri, Syngnathiformes, Callionymidae. Gene Ontology annotation, biological process: actin cytoskeleton organization; protein phosphorylation. The transcript is spliced from 16 exons. Gene Ontology annotation, cellular component: nucleus; cytoplasm.
UGCCACAUGGCAUGCCAAGAAAGGAAUAAAAUGAAAAACUCAAUUUAAACAAUGACCAAUAAACAAACAAACAGUUUUUCACUGAUUCCAAAACAAUAUGCGAAGACGAAAGGUAGAACGUCUGGCAUUAUUGGAUCAGGUGAACAACGCUAACAGCAAGGUCUUCCUGAAAAUGUAAAACAAAUCGACAUGGGAAUGAAAAAAGUCAUUCAUUAAAUAUUAGUCUUUGUUUCUUUUUCAUAGUUAUUACGUUACUUCUCAACUUCACACACAUUUUUAUUCACGUGUUCUCUCGCAAGUCGCCCCCUUUGAUCACGUCUGACGUCAUAAAGACGAACCAUUGGGCGAUGCAACUUUGUUAAUCAUUCUGAUGCAGACGCCCAGCUGGCUCAACGCUCCCAGAAGCUUCUGAAUGUCCUGAGGAAAUAAUACUGUCCGGUGACUAAAAACGAGCAGACGGUCGCUUCUGUGCGGGAUGCGGUGGUCGGAUUCAGGACUCGUUUCACAUGAAAGUCCUCCAAGACUCCUGGCACCACGCCUGCUUUCAGUGCUCUGUGUGCUGUGAUCACCUGACAAACUGGUACUACGAGAAAGCUGGGAAACUGUACUGUCGCAAACACUACUGGGAAAAGUUUGGAGAGCUCUGCCAUGGUUGCUCCCUGCUCAUGACUGGACCUGCCAUGGUGGCAGGUGAACACAAGUAUCACCCCGAGUGCUUUGUUUGUUUGAGCUGCAAGGUGGUCAUCGAGGAGAGGGACACCUACGCCUUGGUGGAGAGAUCCAAACUCUACUGUGGAAAGUGCUACAAGCAGGUGGUUCUUACACCCAUGUUGGAGAAGCGUUCGCACGACUCAGUCCUCGACUCCCUGCCCCACACCGUCACACUUGUUUCCAUGCCCUCCGCCGCCAAUGGCAAGAGAGGGUUUUCGGUGUCUGUGAUUCGGGACGUCAAUGGAUCCGCAAGUGUUCAAGUCAAAGAAGUGAGGGGGAUGCUUAUUAGUCCAGAGGUGCGGAAUGCCAUCCAUGUUGGAGACAGAAUCCUGGAGAUUAAUGGCCUUCCAGUGGGAACCUUGCUGGAGGAGGAGGUGGACGAUCUGAUUCACUGCACGAGUCACACCCUUCAGCUGCUGAUUGAAUACGACCCAGUCAGGCAGCGUUUGGACCGGCUGAGGCUCAGCUCACCUGGGAAUCACCACGGGGUCCCAGCAACCUCCCGCAUGCGUCUGUCCUCACCGUCUAAUGCCGUCCUGGAACGCACCGACGCUGAUGAUGGCACGCUCAAGCGCCGCUCGCUGCGGCGCAGUAACAGCAUAUGCAAGUCUCCAGGACCGAAUUCUCCCAAAGAGUUGCCCUUCAUCACGCGGGAUAUUGGACGCUCUGAAUCGCUGAGGUCGUCGAAUAGCUGCUCACAUCGAAUCUUCAGACCAUGUGACCUCAUUCAUGGGGAGGUUCUGGGGAAGGGCUUCUUUGGGCAGGCCAUUAAGGUGACUCACAAAGCCACUGGAGAAGUGAUGGUGAUGAAGGAGCUGAUCCGCUGUGAUGAGGAGACUCAGAAAACCUUCCUUAAAGAGGUCAAAGUCAUGCGCUGCCUUGACCAUCCUCACGUCCUGAAGUUCAUUGGUGUCCUCUACAAGGACAAGAAGCUGAACCUGAUCACCGAGUACAUCGAAGGAGGCACGCUCAAGGAUUUCAUCCGAGACACUGACCCAUUUCCCUGGGAGCAGAGGGUGAGCUUCGCCAAGAGCAUCGCCUCCGGCAUGGCUUAUCUUCAUUCCAUGAGCAUCAUACACAGAGAUCUCAACUCUCCCAAUUGCCUAGUCAAACUGGACAACACCGUGGUCGUGGCUGACUUCGGCCUCUCGCGGCCGAUCGUCGAGGAGAAAAUCAAACCGUCCAAUGAGAAGACGUCCAACAAGAAGCGAGUGUUGAGGCGCAUCGACCGAAAGAAGAGGUACACCGUGGUAGGGAACCCUUACUGGAUGGCACCGGAGAUGCUGAACGGGAAACGAUAUGAUGAGAAGGUGGACAUCUUCUCCUUUGGAAUUGUCCUCUGCGAGAUCAUUGGGAAAGUCUACGCAGACCCCGAGUGCCUCCCCAGGACUCUGGACUUUGGCCUUAAUGUGGGAAAGUUUGUGGAGAAGUUCCUUCCUGAAGAUUGUCCUCCCGCCUUCUUUCCGCUGGCUGUAGCAUGCUGCGACCUCAUACCUGACAACCGUCCGUCCUUCCAGAAGCUGGAGGACUAUUUUGGAGCCUUGUCUCUGAAUCAGGAGCUGGGCAUCCCACUGCCGGGCGAGCUGGAUGAGUUCCACCAGAACCUGAGCCAACUCUACUGGCCCAAAGAUGGUUCCCUGCCUGGUGGCUCCCAGGCGGCAUCGCCGGACUGCUCCAGCACCACCAGCGGCAGCGGCUAGCGCCUGUCCGUGUUUACACCUGCCACAAACUGCUGCACUAGAAACAAGAGGAGAGAAGCUGUAGCCGAGCCAAUCUAGAGAACUGGAGCACCUGAUGGAGCUGGACCAACCACUUCACCAACGCCACGUGGUGAUGAUGGACGACGCAUUUCAAGACAAUAAAUAGUUGUUUUGGGUUUUUUUUGUUUUUUUUAGCCAAGUUUCUGUCGGGGUUUACAAAUAUCAGUGUUGAGCGAUAAAACUGCUGACUGCAGUCCUCCGAAAGCCUUCCCCACCUUGGGACAGAUUCCCACGUGACAGCAGUUGUUUUUGUGCUGCUAAAAUUGGGGUGGGGAAACGUGCGGGGCCCUUAUCGACCACUAGAGGGAGCACUUCACUGCUGACGCCGCCGCUGUCUGGUUGGUUGACACAUGCCUGUGCGCAGGAGGCGGGUGGAACGAGAGCCGCGGUGACAGGACGUUCUCCGAUGCAGAUCGGGAAAAGCCAGUCCAGCAGAAAGAGAGGAUUCUGCACGUUGGUCUGACCGAGACAUUGAUUCCUUGAAACCUUUUGUAGCCAACUUUGCCUGGUUGUGACCGACGCUGUACAUUACGGGAUUGACUUUGUUGCCAUGGAUUUGUAAAUAGGUUUGUACAUAAGCCUGUGAUCGGUCGUUUGCAAAUGGGAAACAUUUCGUUAACGGUGGACGUGGUUCAAACUUGUUAGCACCUCAUGCAGGGUACUAGGACCUGUAACCACUAUUAUUUAUAUUGUGAUAGUUUUUUCAUGAAUAAACUCUGUGAAAUGGA